UAACAUUAUAGCCAGUGUUGGGUGCCCACACUUUGCUUUUCACUUUGUUCCCUCGAGGAAUUUCGAUAAAUCACCGUCGCUUAGCAAUUUAUUCCCGAAGCGGCAUUUAUUUGUUUACAUAUUUUGUGAAUAAAACUCCAUCAAGAAUUUAUAACUUAUAAUGGACGAGUGCAUAAUGGAGACCAGCUCACCUACUGAGGCGAACCCAGAGCUCAACUUUAAUAUGGAGGAUGAGAAAAUGCAGUUGCAAGAGCAUCGUAGCUCAGUUAGAGUUGCUGGUGUGGAAGGCGGGGACAGGCAGGCUACAGCCGGCGUUUGUUAUUGUGGCAAGGAACGAAACCUUAACGUGAUUGAAUUACUGUGUGCGACAUGCUCGCGAUGGAUUCAUGAGUCCUGCAUUACUUACCAGUUGGGCAAGGGGAAGCUGUUGCCGUUUAUCACAAAUUAUAUAUUUGUGUGCAAAAAUUGUUCUGCCACGGGCCUGGAAAGCUUUCGCAAAAGCCAAGCUACAAUAUCUCAGAUGUGCCAGUGUGCUAUUGCCAACAUGCAGCAGGCGGCGCUUCGCGAAGGCAAGAAUCAAAUACAGUUUAGCAAAGAUAAGGAGAUUAUACCCUAUAUUGAACAAUUCUGGGAAGCCAUGACAACGAUGCCGCGUCGUCUGACGCAGUCUUGGUACUCUACCGUGCAGCGUUCCCUUGUGAAAGAUGUUAAUACAUUGUUCGUCUACGAAGAGCAUGUUGAACAGGGUGCCAUGUAUGGACUUUUUCAUCAGGAUUUGCGUUUAAUUAAACCCAACUACGAGAUUAUGAGCAAGACUGGCGCCCUACGUCUUACCGAGGAUGGUUAUAUGCAAGCUACGCUCGCUAAGAACAACAGGCAGAAACGAAAGUUUCCUGGCACUGAUGCGGGCCCAACGGGCAAGAAGGGACGUCCUAGCUCUGAUGUCACAGCCAAUGUGAAACUUCCUCCGCACGGCUACCCGCUGGAGCAUCCAUUUAAUAAGGAUGGAUAUCGUUACAUACUUGCCGAGCCGGAUCCGCACGCGCCUUUCCGCCAGGAAUUCGAUGAGAGCUCCGACUGGGCGGGGAAGCCCAUACCUGGCUGGCUAUAUCGCACACUAGUACCACAUGCAGUGCUACUGGCUCUGCACGAUCGAGCACCACAAUUAAAAAUCAGCGAGGAUCGACUGGCGGUGACUGGGGAGCGGGGAUAUUCUCAAGUUCGCGCUACACACUCUGUGAACCGUGGUUGCUGGUAUUAUGAGAUAACCAUUGAGGAAAUGCCGGAGGGUGCAGCAACUCGCGUUGGCUGGGGACGAGAAUAUGGUAACCUACAGGCGCCGUUAGGAUAUGACAAAUUUGGCUAUUCCUGGCGCUCGCGCAAGGGCACAAAGUUCACUGAGAGCCACGGCAAGCACUAUAGUGAAGCGUAUGGUGAGGGAGACACGCUUGGGUUGCUCAUUGACCUUCCCGAAUUGCCUACAAUGGACUACCUGCCCAACACAUUUAAGGACCGCCCGCUUGUUAAAUUUAAAUCACAUUUGUAUUACGAAGAUAAAGACAAAAUAACGGAAACACUUAAGAAUCUGCACAUCCUGCAAGGCAGUCGAAUCGAAUUCUUCAAGAAUGGCCAGUCCCAGGGAGUUGCGUUCGAGGACAUUUAUGGGGGCAGCUAUUUUCCGGCCAUUUCGAUACACAAGAGCUCUACAGUCAGUGUGAAUUUUGGACCAGCCUUUAAAUAUCCCGAGGUGUUGAGCGAGCGCAAGGCAAAAGGCAUGAAUGAUCGUGUGGAAGAAUUGAUCACAGAGCAAUGUUUAGCAGAUACCCUAUACCUUACAGAAAACGAUGGGCGUCUACGUCUAGACAACAUGAGUCUGUAAUCUUGAGUUUUAUUUGUGACUAUAACUGCGAUACGUAAGCAGAUGAAGAAAUACGCAUAAGGUGUCUUACUGAACCAUGUGUCUUGAAGAUUGAAACGUGUGGCAUGUGUUCUCUGAGUAUAGUUUGUACACGUUUUUGUAGUCGACUAGGACCAGUCUUUAGGAGUUAUUAUAUAAUAACCAAUAUUAAGGAUAUGUCUACAGUGAUUAUUAAGAUUAUAUUGUUAAGAAAAUAUAAGAUGGAAUUUGAUAAACAUACCAUUAAAAGUAGUUUG
This is a messenger RNA of Drosophila montana, 2154 nucleotides long. It is a transcript of the gene ash2, whose product is annotated as Set1/Ash2 histone methyltransferase complex subunit ash2. Gene Ontology annotation, molecular function: protein binding; transcription cis-regulatory region binding. NCBI's taxonomy places the organism in Eukaryota, Metazoa, Arthropoda, Insecta, Diptera, Drosophilidae. The transcript is spliced from 7 exons. The coding region runs from base 161 to 1879 and encodes 572 amino acids. Gene Ontology annotation, cellular component: Set1C/COMPASS complex. The record is from RefSeq and is a predicted model, not a curated record.